GCUCUGCAUCGGUGCCUGUGCGGCCGGUCGGGCGCAAAGCGCUUUCUUGGAUGCAACGCAACAAACAAUUUUUGUCCAUUCCCGUGCGUUUCCCGACGAGCUGUCAAUGAGCCGCGCAUUCCGCGACUCCAGUGUCCGCGUCGGCUGACGGAUUCGACCGGUCUGCCCCACGAAACCACCCCAGCUGUAACAGGACCGAUGAGUGGCAAGUCCACGCGGUCGGGCUCCAGCGCUCCGACGCUGGAGCCGCACUUGUACGUCUCGGCCAACACCUUCCAGAAGCGCGACAACUUACUCGUACUGGACCUGCUCAACACGGCGUUCCGGCGAGCGCCUAGCGAGGACCAACAGUUCCUGGACGUCGGCUGCGCCGUGGGCGACUUCACGCGCGACGUGCUGCUGCCGCGCAGCUCGCCUUGCAGGCGCUUCGUGGCCACGGACGUGUCGAGCUCCAUGAUCGCGUUCGCGCAACGCUUCUUCGCACACCCGCGCAUAACGUACGACGUGCUGGACCUUUCCCUCGACGUGUCCCCGUUCGUGGAACGGUACGGCCGCUUCGAUCGCGUGUACUCAUUCUUCUGUCUCCACUGGAUCCGCGAUCAGGUGGGCGCGCUGAGCAACAUCCGCAACCUGAUGGCGCCCGAGGGAGAGUGCCUGCUGCACUUCUGCGCACGCACGCCCGUCUACACGCUCUGGAGGGACUUUGCCCGCAUGGACCGCUGGAAGAGUCUCAUAUCUAACAUUGAAGACUUCAUACCGCCCAGCCAGAAUGCAGAUGACCGGCUGCUUUAUUUGGAGAAUCUUCUGGCAGCCUCCGAACUGAAGCCACACACCUGCGAAGUGCUACGGAAUGUGUGGAAGUUUCCUAGUGAACGGCACCUUGCAGGUGCUAUCUCGGCUGUGCUGCCCGUUGUGGACGGCGUUCCUGAGCACGAGAGGCAGGAGCUGACCAAGGCCAUGUCAGCUGAGAUGCUGCGCCGCUGCCGCAAAGGUCCCGAUGGCUUCAGCGCAGACUUUGACGCCUAUGUCGUACACGCCUCCCGACCUGCUGCCUCUCGUUCCCCACAAUGAUUGAUGCACAGCUACUCGAAUUCAAGAGGGUGCGGCUUAUCAGCCUCGCUCGCAUCACUACGGCACAUUUUUGUCGAUCACCACUAAAUGAGUACUCAUGUGCAACAUGUUAGAUAUCCACGCGCGGACCAUCGUCAACGAGCUAUUUGUAGCAUCUCACCCGUCAUUCAGGGAUGUACCUUUGAAAAUGGCCUCCCUUUUUAUCCCAUCCAUUUUGACCAAGCACAUAUUGUGCGGCCUCUCAUAUACACCAUCGAUGCAU
Rhipicephalus sanguineus (brown dog tick) is the source of this 1333-nucleotide messenger RNA. Its product is annotated as juvenile hormone acid O-methyltransferase-like. The transcript is spliced from 3 exons. The record is from RefSeq and is a predicted model, not a curated record. The coding region runs from base 199 to 1071 and encodes 290 amino acids. NCBI's taxonomy places the organism in Eukaryota, Metazoa, Arthropoda, Arachnida, Ixodida, Ixodidae.